Molecule: messenger RNA, 4983 nt
Organism: Macrosteles quadrilineatus (aster leafhopper)
Lineage: Eukaryota; Metazoa; Arthropoda; Insecta; Hemiptera; Cicadellidae
Exons: 6
Coding region: 1-4983 (1660 amino acids)
Biological process (GO): DNA integration
Molecular function (GO): nucleic acid binding
Source: RefSeq, a predicted model, not a curated record
AUGUCUUCAGUGGUUUUGAAGGAAAUUGUCGACCUCAUUGCUGGCCCCCUCACCCAUGUUAUCAGUGGCACCUUGGCAGCCAGUGUCUUCCCUGAAUGUUUGAAGCUUAGUAGAGCAGUGCCUAUUUUCAAAGAAGGCAACCCUGAGAAACUGAAAAAUUAUAGGCCUAUAUCCCUGGUUCCUGUGAUAGGCAAGAUCAUCGAACACAUUAUCCAGAAGCAGCUGUCAGACUUUUUUGAAGAUAAUGGUCUAAUGUUGAAUAGGCGAUUUGGUUUCAGGAGGGGCCAUUCAACUUCAGAAUCUUCGACAACCGGGAGCACUUCAGCAAGUCUUGUCAGUGUAGCUGAAAAUGGAGGUCUAGUACUCCUAGCUACAGCUCUAGUCAAUGUAUCCUCAAUCAACGGCCAGUCAUUAGUAGUGCGUGCUAUACUUGACAGCGCCUCGCAAAAUACUAUAAUCACACAGCAUUGUGCUACACUUUUGCAACUACAGCGAACAAAAGCAAAUGUCCCUUCUAUAAUGGGAAUUUCUUCUGCCAAAGUAAAUUCAAGAGGCAUCUCUCAUGUGUCACUAUCCACUCUUAGUGGACAUGUUUUUGCUGGUUCACAUCCUGUGCUUAUUCUGGACAAAAUUUCAAAUAAUCAACCAGCCGUUCAGUUACCUAACUCUGUGAAAUCCACACUUAAGGGUUACACUCUUGCUGACCCAACAUUUGAUUUGCCUGGUCCCAUCGACCUACUCAUCGGAGCGGAUCUCUUCCCUCAAACUCUACUCGGAUCCUCAGUCAGUCUUGGAGCUAACAUGCCAUAUGUUCUCAACACUAUUUUUGGCUAUGUUGUAAUAGGUACCACACCUAUCUUCAAAUCAGUUUCAUACCCUAUGGGCACUUCUACAUUCUUAUCUACCACUGAUAUCGAUCUUCACUCUACUCUACAGAAGUUUUGGUCUCUCGAAGAACCACCUUCAAUACCUCUUCUCUCGCCUCAAGAUAAAGACUGUGAAAAACAUUUCAUCGAGACACAUUCUCGUACUCCUAAGGGUAGAUAUGUAUGUCGCAUACCUUUCAAAGACAGUCCUUCUAAGUUAGGCGAUUCAUCUAACAUUGCCAAACGCACUUUUCAGUCACUAGAGCGCAAAUUUCAAACACAGCCAGAAUUCAAGAAAAAAUAUUCUGAAUUUAUGGAGGAUCAUAAGUCAUCUGGUCAUAUGAAACUAGUAGAUUCAGAUUUGAAUCUUUCACAUCCACACUGUUUCUUACCCCAUCAUGGAGUUUUCAAAGACGGAAAAAUCAGAGUAGUUUUCAACGCUUCGGCUCCUACAUCCACUGGUGUAACCUUAAAUAAUAUUCAGCAUCUAGGACCUAAACUACAUAGUGAAAUAUCCGAUAUAAUCUUUCGAUUUCGACAGCAUAAAAUAGUACUACUGUGCGACAUAAGACAAAUGUUCAGACAAAUUGAGAUUCAUCGUGAUGAUCAAGUUUUCCAGUUGAUUUAUUGGAGAGAGAAUGAAAGUUUUCCUCUACAGAUCUACCAGCUAACUACUGUUACUUAUGGACUUUCCUCUUCACCGUACUUGGCUAAUAGAGUUGUGAAACAGUUAAUAACUGGCGAGGGUGAGAACCACCAACUUGCGGCAAAGGCCCUGAAAAAUCAGAUAUAUGUAGAUGAUGCUGUGUUAGGCUGUAACUCCAUUGAAGAAGCAUUGGAACUUCAACGGGACGUCAUCAAUCUCCUGCAGAAAGGCGGUUUUGAGCUCCGCAAAUGGUCUUCUAACCAUCCAAAACUACUCGAUCAUCUUCCAAAGAAUUUUUGUGAAACCCCUCACAUAUUUCGUUCUACAGGUCAAUCGUACCACAGUGUAUUAGGCCUAAAAUGGAUUUCUGAAACAGAUGAAUUCUCUUAUAUGAUCAAUAAACCUUCUGAGAUCAUAACAAAACGGUCUGUCCUCUCUACCAUAGGACAGAUUUUUGACCCGAUUGGAAUGUUAGCCCCUAUUAUUUUUUGGGCUAAGACCCUAAUGCAACACAUAUGGACGUUAGGACUCGACUGGGACACACAACUCCCUCAGCCUAUAGCUGAAAAAUGGUCACAGUUCAUUCUAGAGCUACCAAACAUAGAAACUCUCAGAAUACCUCGAUACUUACAUUUAGCCAAUUGUGUAAAUAUUGAACUACAUGGAUUUUCCGAUGCAAGCGAGUGUGGUUAUGCAGCUUGUGUUUAUCUUAGAGCUGAAGAUUCUUCUGGAAAUGUCAAUGUGAAUCUGUUGAUUGCAAAGUCAAAAGUUGCACCGUUGAAACGUGUAACAAUUCCGAGAUUGGAAUUAUGUGGUGCUCAUCUGUUAGCAAAAUUGUUAAAUUAUUGUCACGAGCAAUUUUCUAGCUCUUACAAAACUUCCAUGUUUGCAUGGUGUGACUCCAGUAUCGCCCUGUCAUGGAUUAAAACCCCGUCUUAUCUACUCAAGCUUUUUGUUGCUAAUCGUGUGGCUCAAAUACAAGAACUUAUACCUAUUUGUACAUGGAGACAUGUGUCUACCAACGAUAAUCCUGCGGACUACGCUUCUCGCGGGUUAACCGCCUCAAGCCUACUUCAUCUUGAGCAGUGGUGGUCUGGUCCCCAAUGGCUCCAAGGAGACUCCUCUACCUGGCCUCAAACUUGCCAUAUGUUCGUCCCAGAUAAUGAGCUUCCUGAAUUGAAAACUACAACCCUCAAUCUUGUAACCACAUCGGACAAUGAUGGAUGGAUUUCAAAAUUUUCUUCGUGGAAAACUACACUACAUGUUAUGGGAUAUGUUUUGCGUUUUAUUUCUUGUCUGAAAAGUAAACAAAGGAUUACACAUCCCCUUACCAGUGAAGAACUUGAGAAUUCUGACAAACGAAUUUGUUGGCUAAUUCAAAGCUCGUCCUUUAAGGAUGAAGUCGAACUGUUGCGCAAGAACAAAGUCUGUUCUGAUCGCAUUCAACGCUUAGCACCCUUUCUGGAUUCUGAAGGAAUUUUAAGAGUUGGAGGAAGAUUAAAAAACUCUAACUUGCCUUUUUCGGCAAAACACCCAAUAAUUUUGCCAAAACGUCAUCCUGUUGUACGUCAUCUCAUUGAUUUUUACCACAAGUCUCAUCUUCAUGUAGGACCUCUGCAACUACAAGCAAUACUACAAGAGAAGUAUUGGAUAUUAUCGGCACGAAGUGUCAUCCGUUCUGUAAUAUUUGAGUGUAUUCGCUGCUUUAAGGUUAAACCUAGAACCACCUUCCCUUUAAUGGCUGACUUACCUUCAGGUCGAGUAAUUCCUACUAGAUGUUUCAACGUUUCUGCUGUUGACUAUGCAGGUCCAUUCACUGUGAAACUCUUCAAACUUCGAAAAGUACAACCCAUCAAGGUAUACCUCUGUUUGUUCAUCUGCUUCGUCUCCAAGGCGGUACAUCUUGAAGUUGUUACCGAUUUGUCUACAAACACUUUCAUUGCCUCACUAACAAGAUUUAUUUCUAGAAGAGGAUUAGUCUCAGAUCUCUACUCCGACUGUGGCACCAACUUCAUUGGCACCAGCUCAACUCUUCGGAAAACCUUUGAAGAUCUGAUGAAAUCACCAGAAACUCAGCAAUAUGCUCAAGAUAACAGAAUUACCUUCCACUUUAAUCCACCCAAAGCACCUCAUCAAGGGGGAUUAUGGGAACGCGCAAUCAAGAGCGCUAAGUAUCAUCUUACUCGAGUCAUAGGUGACCAAGUUUUGACUUAUGAAGAGUUUAUCACUUUAACAACACGUGUAGAAGCUAUGUUGAACUCUAGACCAAUCACUCCAUUAUCAUCUGACCCCAAUGACUUGGAACCACUCACACCAGGACAUUUCCUCACUGGAGGACCAUUAGUUUCUUUAAUUGAACCUUAUCUUCUAGACUCUACACCUGUGCAGCAUUGGAGAAGAGUUCAAGCUUUCUCACAACACAUCUGGCGUAGGUGGAAUAGAGAGUACCUCCAAACACUUCAAGAGCGUUCCAAAUGGACCAAACCUCAGAAGAACCUAAAGAUAGGAGAUAUGGUUAUUAUACAUGAUGACAACUUACCUCCACUGUCUUGGAAAAUGGGACGUAUCCUCGAAGUUUCUCCUGGCUCCGACGGAACCGUGAGAGUGAUACCAGGUUGUGACAGUUGGUGGUGCCACGUCCCACGUCCUGGUCCACGCCAGGUUUGCCACGGAGUCCCUCAGGGCUCGGUCCUGGGCCCUCUUUUCUUUCUGAUUGUUGUAAAUGACCAUCUCCAAGGCAGAUCACUCCUGAUGCUGGAAGACACCUCAAUAAUAACUAGAGCCGGGAAAGUUAUGGACCGAGUUCUAAUAGAGGCAGAAGUUGCACUGGAUGCUGCUAAAAUCUGGUUCACCAGAAAUCAGCUGCAGUUGAAUGAAGACAAGACCCAGAGGAUGGUCUGCACUUUAAGCAAAACAAGGAAUUUUGAUCACCAAAGCAACGUGAAAUUGCUGAGCUUCAGCCUGGACCCUAGUUUACCUGGGAACAACAUAUUAGUCAUGCAUGCACAGAAACUUUACAUUCCUCGAUGCAGGUUAUCAAGAUCCUUGGCAGCCCAUCCCGUUCGAGCCAUGCGAUUCUACAACAUGUUACCGCCUCGGGCCCACACUGAAGACAUGAAAACUUUCUCCAUGCAGCUUUUUAACAAGCUCGCAAAUGAGCCGCUGUACUCUUUUGAGGAAGUGUCUGGCGAAAGACUUAGAGACUCUGUACUCAAGGAAUGGUUAAAAACAGCCUAUGUUGCAUUUUUUUCGAGUGUUCUUCUGUAUGGUUUGCGUCUGGUGGGGCUCCGCAUGUGGGGUCGAGAGGGUCAUGCUUUUGCAAAAGAAAGCAAUAAGGAUUGUGACUGUCAAGCUGUCAACUCCAACCCAACUGUCACUGUCACUGUCACUGUCACUCUCACUCACUCAGUCAAGUCAAGUGCUAAAGACAAGAAGAGCUCAAACAAACUUAAACCAAACCUCCCCAAAUAA